GACAAGACAGAAGGGCAGACUUCGGAUCACGAUAAUAGUGUUGUGACUGUGAUCUCCCCAGAGCCUCUCCGGGAAAGAUACUCUUUUCUCAUUGUAUGACAAUUGGAAUUUGAAGGGAGUUUGCUAACUGAUGUUCUGUGUGGACCCAGAAGUACUACCGAUAAGAGUAUUUAUGGAACAAUGAUAAAUUUCAUCUUUCCCCGAAUGAUAUGAGGAUCAAUGAUGCAGACUGCUGGGUUCGAUGAAGCUGGACAUUUAUAACUAGAUUCAUUAAGGAAUACAAAGAAAAUAUUUAAAGGGAUCAAUAAUGGUGUCUUCUGGUUGCAGAAUGCGAAGCCUGUGGUUUAUCAUUAUAAUCAGCUUCUUACCGAAUACAGAAGGUUUCAGCAGAGCAGCUUUACCAUUUGGGUUAGUUCGUAGAGAAUUAUCCUGUGAAGGUUAUUCUAUAGAUCUACGAUGUCCCGGCAGUGAUGUCAUCAUGAUUGAGAGCGCUAACUAUGGUCGGACAGACGACAAGAUUUGUGAUGCUGACCCAUUUCAGAUGGAGAAUACAGACUGCUACCUCCCAGAUGCCUUCAAAAUUAUGACUCAAAGGUGCAACAAUCGAACACAGUGUAUAGUAGUUACUGGGUCAGAUGUAUUUCCUGAUCCAUGUCCUGGAACAUACAAAUAUCUUGAGGUCCAAUAUGAAUGUGUCCCUUACAUUUUUGUGUGCCCUGGGACCUUGAAAGCAAUUGUGGAUUCACCAUGUAUAUAUGAAGCUGAACAAAAGGCAGGUGCUUGGUGCAAGGACCCUCUUCAGGCUGCAGAUAAAAUUUAUUUCAUGCCCUGGACUCCAUAUCGUACUGAUACUUUAAUAGAAUAUGCUUCUUUAGAAGAUUUCCAAAACAGUCGCCAAACAACAACAUACAAACUUCCAAAUCGAGUAGAUGGUACUGGAUUUGUGGUAUAUGAUGGUGCUGUCUUCUUUAACAAAGAAAGAACAAGGAAUAUUGUGAAAUUUGACUUGAGGACUAGAAUUAAGAGUGGAGAGGCCAUAAUUAACUAUGCUAACUAUCAUGAUACCUCACCAUAUAGAUGGGGAGGAAAAACUGAUAUUGACCUAGCAGUUGAUGAAAAUGGCUUAUGGGUCAUUUAUGCCACUGAACAGAACAAUGGAAUGAUAGUUAUUAGCCAACUGAAUCCAUACACUCUUCGCUUUGAAGCAACGUGGGAGACUGUGUAUGACAAGCGAGCUGCAUCAAAUGCUUUUAUGAUCUGUGGAGUCCUUUAUGUGGUCAGGUCAAUUUAUCAAGACAAUGAGAGUGAAACAGGCAAGAAUGCAAUUGAUUAUAUUUACAAUACCCGAUUAAACCGAGGAGAAUAUGUAGAUGUUCCCUUCCCCAACCAGUAUCAGUAUAUUGCUGCAGUGGAUUACAAUCCAAGAGAUAACCAACUCUACGUGUGGAACAAUAACUUCAUUUUACGAUAUUCUCUGGAGUUUGGUCCACCUGAUCCUGCCCAAGUGCCUACCACAGCUGUGACAGUAACUUCUUCAGCUGAGAUGUUCAAAACCACAGUAUCAACCACAAGCCCUUCACAGAAAGGCCCCAUGAGCACAACUGUAGCUGGAUCUCAGGAAGGAAGCAAAGGGACAAAACCACCUCCAGCAGUUUCUACAACCAAAAUUCCUCCUGUAACAAAUAUUUUUCCCCUGCCAGAGAGAUUCUGUGAAGCAUUAGACGCAAGGGGGAUAAGGUGGCCUCAGACACAAAGGGGAAUGAUGGUUGAACGACCAUGUCCCAAGGGAACGAGAGGAACUGCCUCGUAUCUCUGCAUGCUUUCCACUGGAACAUGGAACCCUAGGGGCCCCGAUCUUAGCAACUGUACCUCACACUGGGUAAAUCAGCUGGCUCAGAAGAUCAGAAGUGGAGAAAACGCUGCCAGCCUUGCCAAUGAACUGGCUAAACAUACCAAAGGGCCAGUGUUUGCUGGGGACGUGAGUUCUUCAGUGAGGUUGAUGGAGCAGUUGGUGGACAUUCUUGAUGCGCAGCUGCAGGAACUGAAACCUAGUGAAAAGGAUUCAGCUGGACGGAGUUAUAACAAGCUCCAAAAACGAGAGAAGACAUGCAGGGCUUACCUUAAGGCAAUUGUUGACACAGUGGACAACCUUCUGAGACCUGAAGCUUUGGAAUCAUGGAAACACAUGAAUUCUUCUGAACAAGCGCAUACUGCAACAAUGCUACUGGAUACAUUAGAAGAAGGAGCUUUUGUCCUGGCUGACAAUCUCGUAGAACCAACCAGGGUCUCAAUGCCCACAGAAAAUAUUGUUCUGGAAGUUGCAGUGCUCAGUACAGAAGGACAGGUCCAAGACUUCAAAUUUCCUCUGGGCAUCAAAGGGGCAGGCAGCUCAAUCCAACUCUCUGCGAAUACCGUCAAACAGAACAGCAGGAAUGGUCUUGCAAAGUUGGUGUUCAUCAUUUACCGGAGUCUGGGACAGUUCCUUAGUACAGAAAAUGCAACCAUAAAACUGGGUGCUGACUUUAUCGGUCGAAAUAGCACCAUUGCAGUGAAUUCCCAUGUCAUUUCAGUUUCAAUCAAUAAAGAAUCCAGCCGAGUAUACUUGACAGAUCCUGUGCUUUUUACCCUACCACACAUUGAUCCUGACAAUUAUUUCAAUGCAAACUGCUCCUUCUGGAACUACUCAGAGAGAACUAUGAUGGGAUAUUGGUCUACCCAGGGCUGCAAGCUGGUUGACACUAAUAAAACUCGUACAACGUGUGCGUGCAGCCACCUAACCAAUUUUGCAAUUCUUAUGGCCCACAGGAAAAUUUCAUACAAAGAUGGAGUUCACGAAUUACUUCUUACAGUCAUCACCUGGGUGGGAAUUGUCAUUUCCCUUGUUUGUCUGGCUAUCUGCAUCUUCACCUUCUGCUUUUUCCGUGGUCUACAGAGUGACCGGAAUACUAUUCACAAGAACCUUUGUAUCAACCUUUUCAUUGCUGAAUUUAUUUUCCUAAUAGGCAUUGAUAAGACAAAAUACAUGAUAGCAUGCCCAAUAUUUGCAGGACUUCUACACUUUUUCUUUCUGGCUGCUUUUGCUUGGAUGUGCCUAGAAGGUGUGCAGCUCUAUCUGAUGUUAGUUGAAGUUUUUGAAAGUGAAUAUUCAAGGAAGAAAUAUUACUAUGUUGCCGGUUACUUGUUUCCUGCCACAGUGGUUGGCGUUUCAGCUGCUAUUGACUAUAAGAGCUAUGGAACAGAAAAAGCUUGCUGGCUUCAUGUUGAUAACUAUUUCAUAUGGAGUUUCAUUGGACCUGUUACCUUCAUUAUUCUGCUAAAUAUUAUCUUCCUGGUGAUCACAUUGUGCAAAAUGGUGAAGCACUCAAACACAUUGAAACCAGAUUCUAGCAGGUUGGAAAACAUUAAUAAUUACCGUGUUUGUGAUGGCUACUAUAAUACGGACUUACCUGGGUCUUGGGUGCUUGGCGCUUUCGCUCUUCUGUGUCUUCUUGGCCUAACCUGGUCAUUUGGGUUGCUUUUUAUUAAUGAGGAGACUAUUGUGAUGGCUUAUCUCUUCACCAUCUUUAAUGCUUUCCAGGGAGUGUUCAUUUUCAUCUUUCACUGUGCUCUCCAAAAGAAAGUGCGAAAAGAAUAUGGCAAGUGCUUCAGACACUCGUAUUGCUGCGGCAGCCUCCCAACUGAGAGCCCGCACAGCUCAGCGAAGGCGUCCACCACCAGAACCAGUGCUCGGUAUUCCUCUGGCACACAGAGUCGUAUAAGAAGGAUGUGGAAUGACACUGUGAGAAAACAAUCUGAAUCGUCUUUUAUCUCAGGUGACAUCAAUAGCACUUCAACACUUAAUCAAGGACAUUCACUGAACAAUGCCAGGGAUACAAGUGCCAUGGAUACUCUACCGCUAAAUGGUAACUUUAACAACAGCUACUCACUACGCAAGGGGGACUAUAAUGACAGCGUGCAAGUCGUGGACUGUGGACUAAGUCUGAAUGAUUCCGCUUUUGAGAAAAUGAUCAUUUCAGAAUUAGUGCACAACAACCUGCGGGGCAGCAGCAAGGCUCACAACCUCGAGCUCACACUACCAGUCAAACCUGUGAUUGGAGGGGGCAGCAGCGAAGAUGAUGCUAUCGUGGCAGAUGCUUCGUCUUUAAUGCACAGUGACAACCCAGGGCUGGAGCUCCAUCACAAAGAACUCGAGGCACCGCUCAUUCCUCAGCGGACUCACUCCCUUCUGUACCAACCCCAGAAGAAAGCGAAGCCCGAGGGGACUGACAGCUACGUCUCCCAGCUGACAGCUGAGGCCGAGGACCACCUGCAGUCCCCCAACAGAGACUCUCUUUACACAAGCAUGCCCAACCUUAGAGACUCUCCGUAUCAGGAGAGCAGCCCCGACAUGGAAGAAGACCUGUCUCCAUCCAGGAGGAGUGAGAACGAGGACAUUUACUAUAAGAGCAUGCCAAACCUUGGAGCUGGCCAUCAGCUUCAGAUGUGCUACCAGAUCAGCAGGGGCAAUAGUGAUGGUUACAUAAUCCCCAUUAACAAAGAAGGGUGUAUUCCAGAAGGAGAUGUCAGAGAAGGACAAAUGCAGCUGGUGACAAGUCUUUAAUAGUGCAGCUAAGGAAUUCCAGCGGCCCCAUGCAAGUGUUAGUAAAUAAAGACAGGCUCCAUGGCCUGAUACAGCUCCCUCAAACUCUGCUUGAAGAGAUGGCUCUGUUGACCUGUGGUUCUCCAGUGUAAAAAAGAUGACUGAACCUUGCAGUUCUGUGAAUUUUUAUAUAACAUACAAAAACUUUGUAUAUACACAGAGUAUACUAAAAUGAAUUAUUUGUUACAAAGAAAAGAGAUGCCAACCAGGUAUUUUAAGUUUCUGCUGCUGUUUAGAGAAAUUGUGAAACAAGCGAAACAAAACUUUCCAGCCAUUUUACUGCAGCAGUUUGUGAACUAAAUUUGUAAAUAUGGCUGCACCAUUUUUGUAGGCCUGCAUUGUAUUAUAUACAAGACGUAGGCUUUAAAAUCCUGUGGGACAAAUUUACUGUACCUUACUGUUCCUGACAAGACUUGGAAAAGCAGGAGAGCUAUUCUGCAUCAGUUUGCAGUUAACUGCAAACCUUUUACAUUAAGGCAAAGAUUGAAAACAUGUUUAACCACUAGCAAUCAAGCCACAGGCCUUAUUUCAUAUGUUUCCUCAACUGUACAAUGACCUAUUCAAAAAUGGCUAAAGAAAUUAUAUUUUGUUCUAUUGCUAGGGUGAAAUAAAUACAUUUGUGUCCAACGGAAAUAUAAUUGUCAUUAAAAUAAUUUUAGAGUUUGGAGAAAAUAUUAUGUGAAGCUCAUGGUUGCACAUAUGUUAUCAAAUGUUUUUUCUUACACUUUGUCAUUGUAAGUUCUACCCAUUUUCACUUAUUUUCCACUGUAUACGGUGUUCUGCUUUGACAAGUUAGUCCUUAUUCUUACAUUUUAAUUUCUUAUGGCCAAAAGAACGUGUUUUAUGGGGAAAAAACUCUUUGAAGCCAGUUAUGCCAUGCCUUGCACAAAUGUGGUGAAAUCUAGAAAAGAUUGUUUGUCACCCCUCUGUUUGUUCUUGAACAGGGGCCAAAGAGGGCACUGGGCACUUCUCACAAACUUUCUAGUGAACAAAAGGUGCCUAUUCUUUUUUAAAAAGUAAAAUUAAACAUAAAUAUUACUCUUCCAUAUUCCUUCUGCCUAUAUUUAGUAAUUAAUUUAUUUUAUGAUAAAGUUCUAGUGAAAUGUAAAUUGUUUCAGCAAAAUUCUGCUUUUCUUUUCAUCCCUUUGUGUAAACCUGUUAAUAAUGAACCCAUCACUAAUAUCCAGUGUAAAGUUUAACACGGUUUGACAGUAAAUAAAUGUGAAUUUUUUCAAGUA
Molecule: messenger RNA, 5877 nt
Organism: Lagenorhynchus albirostris (white-beaked dolphin)
Lineage: Eukaryota; Metazoa; Chordata; Mammalia; Artiodactyla; Delphinidae
Gene: ADGRL2
Product: adhesion G protein-coupled receptor L2
Exons: 23
Coding region: 308-4600 (1430 amino acids)
Biological process (GO): brain development; cell surface receptor signaling pathway; adenylate cyclase-activating G protein-coupled receptor signaling pathway
Cellular component (GO): neuron projection; membrane
Molecular function (GO): G protein-coupled receptor activity; carbohydrate binding
Source: RefSeq, a predicted model, not a curated record